GUGGCCAGCAUGACAAAGCUGCUUCUGGCAAACCAGAGCAGCACAUGGAAACGCCGUUUACCUUCCCGCUGUAGCGGUUCCUAUUUAUCUACUUGCAUUUUGAUGUGCUUUCGAACUGCUAGGUUGGCAGGAGCUGGGACCAAGCAACGGGAGCUCACCCCGUCACAGGGAUUCAAACCGCCGACCUUCUGAUCAGCAAGCCCUAGGCUCAGUGGUUUAACCACAGCGCCACCUGGGUCCCAGACUAACAAUUAGCAAUUAAAUUUCACUGUUCCAUUGCUUCAUCUAGUGUUAUAUAAGCAAGUGAAAAAAUGGCCUGAAAGUAAUUCAUAGGAAUUUAUGGCGGCACGUGGCAAGUCAGUCCUGAUUGGCGUGCCUCCUUGUGGGCCAACCUGCAGCCUGGGAGAAGCCCUGAGGAGCUCUCUUUACCAUCUCUCUUGGUGAAGAGUUCUGGAGCACUCAAAAGCUUGCGUACUAUUUUGUGAUAUUUUGGUUGCCCCAAUAAAGGUCAUGCCCUAUGGAGGAUUUGUGGGUAUGUUUUUCCCUUAACCGCCACCACAGCUACCCUUCCUUUUUGGUGUUGCUUCCUUGGCGGAAGUUAAUGCCCAAUGUUAGCGUUGUACAACAUUGUAGAAAAUUGGUGGGGAGUGACUGGCCCUCCCAAGUGUUGUUCGCCUCCAGCUCCAGACAACGUGACCGAUGGUCAGGGAGGGUGGAAGUUGUAGCCCAGCAACACCUGGGUGGCCAUAUUUGAGACCAUUUUGCUGGUCCAACUUUGCCCAAAGGAGUGGUCGUCUCCACACCUACGCACUUAUCUGCAGAUUGGAUCUCCUGCUUUGAUUAUACUCCUGUACUAAGGUGUGGAUUCCUUGCCCCCCCCUUCCCUUGGAUGCUUUCACUCUCUCAACUGCACUAGAGUCUUGGGGUGGGGUGGGGUGGGGUGGGGAGAGUCUCAAGUCCAGGAAUAUCCUCCUGAGCUCAUUUUCUGGGGUGGGGCAUCUGUGCCCCUCCAAACGUUUCAGGCCUGCAGCUCCUAUUUUCAAGCAUCUGGGGCUGGUGGGAGCCGAAAUCCAGCAGCAACAGGCUCCCUGCCCCUGCCAUAAGCGGUCAUUGUUGUGACCUGAGGAAGCAGCUCAGCCAAAAGGCACUUUUACCAAACCAUUUAAAACAUGACAUGGUCCUGUUUUUGGUUUGAAUUUUAUUUCUUGCUUACACAAAUAUUUGUUUUGUUGGUCCCAGGAUAAAGCUGCAAACAAUGUGAAGCUGGGACUCUUGCACGUCAUGUCCCCCUGCUUGGGUUUGGCAAGCAAGCCAUGUGUCAAUAAGAAGAAUUUCAGGUUGGGUGUCAACAAGCAUUAUGUAAUCAUGGAGAGGAGCAUGAGACUCGAGGCAGAGUCUCCUGGAGUGUCCUGGGAGCUGUUGUGAACAGAUCUUGCAGUGGAAUCUGUGGCAGUUUCAAAAGAUGAAGGCACUGCAGGAUGAAGGCGAAGGGGAGAUGGAGUCGUUGCAACCAAAGGCUUCUGCAGCUCUCAGUUGGGAGAGCUGUCUAAAGCUAACUCCCCACAAAAAUCUGGGGUCAUUGGGUCACCUUCAGGCUGAGAGGAUGCAGUGAUUCUGGACACCGUGCCCAUCCAGAGGCGUCACACGCACGCAUUGUUUUCAACAGUAAAAUGAAAAGGGGCCGAUUGCUAAUGCCAGAUUCAUGCGGUUUUCAAGGUGGCUUAGAAGGGAGAACUUGAAUUUGACAGUGAACCAGGCCAUGGCAAUAGAAGCCCCCUUACUGUAGCCCUUUGUCCGGUCACUAUGAAUGAGGACCUGCUCCAGGAUGACUUCUUGGACCAGCAGGAAAGCUGGUUGCCGGCCAACUUGGCUGCAAUUCAGAACUGGGAAGGCGAUACUCUCGAUGAGCAGAAUGCUACCUGUGAAGAAGCUGCCGCACAGAUGCGUUGUGGUGGAAGUACAGAAAGCAGCUCCAUUGGAAAUGAGUCCAUCGGGACCAGCACUCACGGCCUUGAAUCAAAUAGCAGCUUGGCCAGAAAUCCUGAUGGGCAGGACAGAUCUGUAGGUGGCAGUGGUAGCAGCAGCAGCUGCAGCAGCAAGCUGCUUUGUUGGAACCAAGGUAAUAAUAGAAAGCUGAAGCUGCUAGUCCAGGAAAUGAAACAAUAUCUCCCUGCAGAGCAGGUGGAGAGUUGCGGCAAGGCCAGCACCCUCUGUGCCCUGAACUACGCUCUCAAGUGUGUCCAGCAGAUCCAAGCUGACAACAAAGUUUCCAAGGCUUUUGGUGAGCAUGGAGCACAUCGGACGGAUGCUCCUGUGUAUGGAGUGGAAGAGCUGGCAGCCAUCAUGUCUGAGCACGCCCCCAAAAACACAGACACCUUUGUAGCUGUCUUUUCAUUGCUCUCCGGGCAGACAGUGCAUGUCUCUGAGCAAGCCGCCUCUGUCCUGAAUUGCAAAAGGAAAUGCUUGGAGUCCUGCCGCUUUGCAGAGCUGUUGGCUCCCCAGGAUGUGGGUGUCUUCUACACUCACACCAAUAGGGCUCACCUGCCACUUUGGAACAUGGAGGCCCCCAAAGACUCACUUUAUGAAUAUGCACAAGUGAAGUCCUUUUUCUGCAGAAUAAGGGGAGGCAAAGGGAAACACUACUACCCAUUCCGGAUGACCCCUUAUUUGAUCAACUUCUCUGUCUCUGACGCCAGUGGGACGAUGUCUUGUUGCUUGGCUCUAGCUGAAAAAAUCCACUCUGGCUAUGAAGCUCCUCGAAUUCCUGUAGAAAAGAGGAUUUUCACCACCACCCAUACCCCAGGCUGUCUCUUUCUGGAGGUGGAUGACAGGGCGGUGCCUCUGUUGGGAUACCUGCCCCAGGAUUUGCUUGGGACGUCCAUCUUGCAGUACCUUCACCCAGACGAUCGACCCAUCAUGGUAGCCAUUCAUCGUAAAGUUCUGAAGUUUGCGGGCCGCCCUCCCUUUGAGCACUCGCCCAUCCGAUUUUGUACUCAGAAUGGGGACUACGUCAUCCUGGAUACCAGCUGGUCCAGUUUUGUGAAUCCAUGGAGCCGGAAGGUCGUCUUCAUCGUUGGGCGGCACAAAGUCAGAACGAGCCCUCUGAAUGAAGAUGUCUUUGCAGCAAGAAGCAAGGGGAUGGACAGGGUUGACAAGGAGAUCUGGGAGCUCCAAGGACAGAUCUAUAAGCUGCUUCUGCAACCUGUUUAUAGCAACGGUUCUAGCGGUUACGGAAGCCUUAUUAGCAAUGGAUCUUACGAGCACUACAUCAGUGUGGCAUCUUCCAGUGACUCCAAUGGGAACUGUGCGGAGGAAAUACAGAGAGAACUGAUGUCCUUACAGCAGAUCUUUGUGGAUGCCAACAGACUCAAGAAUGUGGGUCAGCAAGUGUACAUUGAAUCCCACAGUAAGCCUCAAGAGGGGACUCCCAGGGCAGAGCAGCCAGGAGACAAGAAGCCAGGUGCUCCCCCUUCGACUAUCAUUGACCCACCAGCUGAAUCUUGUGAUGCUUUGAGAAGCACCAACCACGUCCUGUCCUAUCAGCAAAUUAACUGUAUGGACAGCAUCAUCAGAUACCUGGAGAGUUGCAACAGUCCCGCCCUGAAAAGGAAGUGUGAGUCCUCUACCAAUGCAUCCUCUUCGUCCUCCGAUGACGACAGGCAAGCUCAGCUAAGCCAGAAUGACAAGCAAAUCUUGGAAGAUGCUGCUGAGCUGCCCUUGGUUGAUUCCCAGCCACCUGCGACGCCCAAGCUGGAAGGCGACAUAGAGCAGCAGUCCCCAGCGAGGGUGGUGGGCGGCGCUGCUGCAAUGACUGAUCUGGCGCUGACUGCCAAAGCAUUGAGUGUGGUGUCCACAACCAGCCAGUGCAGCUACAGCAGCACCCUGGUCCACUUCCCACACCCGGAGUCAGAAGCCAUGGCACUCGAAGAAGCCACUCUGCAAGGUGAGCAGAUGGAGCCAUCGCUGGCCAACCCCAUGCCCAGCGCAACUGGGGCCGGAGCCACCUUGGAGGAAGUCAGGCUAGUGGGGCUGACCAAAGAGGUCUUGUCGGCUCACACGCAGAAGAAGGAGCAGGAAUAUGUGGACCACUUCCGCCAGAGGGCCCUGCUGUCCUCAUACCGGCCAACCUACCUCCAGCAUGGGGCCAGGAGCAGCCAGCCUCCUUCCCAGGACCAAGACGACGUCUCUCCAAAGCAGACCAGGCCAGUGGGCUGGAAAAGGAAGACCAAGCCAGGGAAGUUCAAGCGCCAGAAACCACUGGGCUCCCCCGACAGCAGGAGCGGUGCUUGGGAGGUGGACGCUUCCCAAGGACCCCACUCUGGGGCCCCAAGCUUCACCCUCCCUGCCGAUCCUUAUGCAGCAACGCCUGGUUUCCCUGCUGCCUCUCUGGAAGGAAGCCCUGUCUUGCCGCCUUCUGCCACUGCAGCAACUGUAGCCACCCCACUUUACCUGCCCUGCAGCAUCCAGCCCCUCCCAGCAUCCCCUGCUCCAUACAUGGGCGGCUUCAUGACUGUCCUCUUUCAGAAUUUCCCAGCAUAUCCUCCGCCACCACCGCUUCUUUCCCCCCCUCCGCCUUCCUUCCCUGCGCAACUCUUCCCCUGCCCCUCUGCUGCCUCCUACCCCUGCCCUGUGAUGCCCCCGCACCCUCCUUCCACUCUCCCCAUGGCAGCGCCAGGCCCCAUGGAGCACCCUUCGCCCCCCUCCACCCCAGUGUCUGCUGCCGAGGAAGAACAGCCUGCAUCCUCGGGGGACCUGCCCCACCAGAGACUCUUCAGCAACUCCCGGAGCAGCUCCCCUCUGCAGCUGGACCUGCUUCAAGAAGAGCUGCCCAAACCACUGGAGCUGUCCGGCACAGCACAGGCCCCCCUGGCAGGCACAGGGGCCAUGUGUGAUGAGGAUGGGGAGGACAGCGUGAACAAUGACAGCCACUCCAUCUCCAGGGAGCUCUUUGACCUUUUGCUACUGGAAGAUUCCCAGUCUGGAAGUAGCUCAGCGGCCUCUGUCAGUGGGUCUGCUGAGUCCAGCUCCUUGGUCUCUGGGUCCAAUGGCUCCAGCUCCAACGAAACAUCUGGUUGUGGCACAGGCAGCGGAAACAGCAGCAAAUACUUUGCCAGCAAUGAUUCCUCCGAGGUCUCAAAAAGGGGAAAGAACGGCCAAGAAGGAGGUGAAGAGGCGGAACGGCCACUGCGGCCAACCAGGUUGGUGUGGAGGACAGUGAAUAGUUUGCCAGAGCCAAUCCAGAUGACCUACCAAAUGCCAAAGCGAAUUGCAGAGGAGGUGCUGAAAGAGGACCUGGAGAAGCUGGCCACCCUGGAGAGCAAGCAGCCCUGUUUCUCGGAAGCGCAGAAGGAGGAGCUGGCAGAGGUCCACCCCUGGAUUCGCACCCAGACCAUCCCCCAAGAAAUUGACACCCAAGGCUGCAUCAUGUGUGACAACAGGAAUGCCGGCUUGAAUGUCGUUGCUGGGCUGGAGGACAGAGAUCCUCAAGAGGAGGACAGCAAGGACCUUGAUGAGACACCGCUGCUUCCACCACAGGCACCGCCCUAGAGAAGUCAGCCCUUCCUGUGCACUUGGCCCAGCUCAUCUUUCCCCCUGGCUGUCCAAAAUGUUGCUUCCAAAGGCUCACCCCUCACACCACCCCAAAAUUUCUGAAAUUACAGCAACUAAUAGUUGGUUCUUGUUUGGGACGAAGCGGCAAGGGCCCCUCUAUAAAUGACCAGUUGGUUCCCAGAAUCCAUGAGUAGUCAGGUGCGCCUGUGCUCAUUAUACACACACACACACACUUUUCACCAAUAGGGCUUCCCCAUUGGAGCUGGAUUAAAGCCUGGAGAUCAUCUGGCCAGAUCUCCUCUAGUCCUUCCUUUUCAUGGCAGAGAGCCAGAUUUUCCUCUCUCCCACCCCUGGAGGGCCGCCCACUUGAUGUCAUAGUGGCGUCAGGUGAUGCUUUUCUGUUUGAAGCCAACUGCGGGACUUUCAGGCAGCUCUUUGUAGACGAUGCUCUACUACUUUUGUUGAAUCAAUGUUGGCCCGCCAAGGAAUAUAUUAGGGUUAUCGUCGUUGAGGGCUGUCAGAUUUUUCAGAAGUAGAAAUAGCAUUUUAAACUGACAAAAUUCUCCUCCUGGAGUUCCCUUAUUUCUGCCUUUGAAUUACACCCUGGAUCUGCCUUCUUUUGGCUACUUUUUGGCUAGCCAGGAAAGGAAGGGAGAGUCAUUUUUCCCUUCCUUGGGAAUCACUUUUUUAAAAGACGAAAAAGUUGUCACCAACUAAGUUUUCUUCAGAGUAGCCCAUUCAUGCACCUAACGUAGCCAGGACAUUUUAACUUCUGUGGACCUUUUGAGUAGGACUCAUGUGCUACAACCCAGUAUAUAUAAAGUUGAUCCUGCUGAUAGAGACCAUGUCACCUGCAGCAGCUCAGGAGGAUUUGCUCUAGGAAUGGGACACACACACACACACACACACACACACACACACCAUUGCAAGCCACAAUGUAGAAUAUAUACUGCCAAUUGGUUAUCAGUGGGAUUUAUAAACUGGCUUUGGGGCAAUAAACUUGUUUGUAUCAUGCUUUUCAAUAUGUGCAUUUUUAAAAGGUGACCUGUUUGUGCGUGAGAUGGGGAGAAUUUUUCUCUUUUGGAAACAAAAUAAAAUGUGAAAAUCUU
This is a messenger RNA of Zootoca vivipara (common lizard), 6659 nucleotides long. NCBI's taxonomy places the organism in Eukaryota, Metazoa, Chordata, Lepidosauria, Squamata, Lacertidae. The record is from RefSeq and is a predicted model, not a curated record.